This is a messenger RNA of Raphanus sativus (radish), 1241 nucleotides long. RefSeq names its product peroxidase P7. Bases 68 to 1045 code for a protein of 325 amino acids. The record is from RefSeq and is a predicted model, not a curated record. The transcript has 4 exons. Gene Ontology annotation, molecular function: peroxidase activity; heme binding. Gene Ontology annotation, biological process: hydrogen peroxide catabolic process; response to oxidative stress. NCBI's taxonomy places the organism in Eukaryota, Viridiplantae, Streptophyta, Magnoliopsida, Brassicales, Brassicaceae.
AUGAUUUGUUCAUCAAGUACAACAAUCAACUCUAAGUCUACACACCAAAGUCUUUGUUUUCCUCACAAUGGCUUCAAAAAAACUCACCAUCGCCAUUUUAGCUAUCAUUGUAACACUUUCACUGCAAGGUGAUAACAAUAACGUCGUCGAGGCACAACUCACAACAAAUUUUUACUCAUCCUCUUGCCCCAAUCUUCUCUCCACCGUCCGCUCGACUGUUCAAUCUGCCGUUAACAGCCAGCCUCGAACGGGUGCAUCUAUCCUCCGUCUCUUCUUCCACGAUUGCUUCGUCAACGGAUGCGAUGGUUCUAUUUUACUAGAUGACACAUCAAGCUUUACGGGAGAACAAAACGCGAACCCAAACCGCAAUUCUGCUCGUGGGUUUAAUGUGAUCGACAACAUUAAAACAGCGGUUGAAGCAGCAUGUCCCGGGGUUGUGUCUUGUGCUGAUAUCUUAGCCAUUGCUGCUAGAGACUCUGUCGUACUCCUUGGAGGGCCAAAUUGGAAUGUGAAAGUAGGAAGAAGAGAUGCGAGAACUGCGAGUCAAGCCGCAGCGAAUAAUAACAUCCCAGCGCCAACUUCGAGCCUGAGUCAGCUUAUUAGUAGUUUCAGCGCCGUUGGACUCUCCACCAGAGACAUGGUUGCUCUCUCCGGUGCACACACGAUAGGCCAAUCACGUUGCACGAACUUCCGAACAAGAGUCUACAACGAGACAAACAUCAACGCCGCCUUCGCCACCUUACGACAGAGAUCUUGCCCGAGUGCUGCCGGAUCCGGCGACGGAAACCUAGCUCCACUCGACGUUAACUCGGCGAGUACUUUCGACAACAGCUACUUCAAGAACCUUGUGGCUCAGAGAGGUCUACUACACUCGGACCAAGAGCUCUUCAACGGCGGCUCCACCGACGCCAUAGUCACUGGAUACAGCAACAACCCGUCGAGCUUUAACUCCGAUUUCACGGCGGCGAUGAUAAAGAUGGGUGAUAUCAGCCCCUUGACGGGUAGUAGCGGUGAGAUCCGGAAGGUUUGCGGAAGGACCAACUGAUUAGUCCUUUCUGUCUCGUUAAUGGGUUUUGCUUUUAAGUCAAAGAGAAUAAUAAUAUUUUGAUAAUCUUCCCCUAAAAAAUUGAAGAUCCUUUUUUAAUAUGUGUGUGUUUUUAUUUCCUUGUUUGUUAUUGACUUUAUGUUGAAGUGUGUAUUAUCGUCGCAUUAAUAUCUAAUGAAAUUAGUUUAUUGCGAUA